Molecule: messenger RNA, 1370 nt
Organism: Scaptodrosophila lebanonensis
Lineage: Eukaryota; Metazoa; Arthropoda; Insecta; Diptera; Drosophilidae
Gene: Tdh
Product: L-threonine 3-dehydrogenase, mitochondrial
Exons: 7
Coding region: 40-1155 (371 amino acids)
Biological process (GO): L-threonine catabolic process
Molecular function (GO): L-threonine 3-dehydrogenase activity
Source: RefSeq, a predicted model, not a curated record
CGCCUCCUCUAAUAAAAGACCCGCUAAGCAAAAAGGGAAAUGUGGCGCAAGUGCUUUACAAGUCUGGCGGGACAGGCGAGGACGAGUCUAUCGUUAUCACCAAUAUGUGUUCAAAAUUCUGUAUUAACGCAGCUUCUAAAGCGACGGUUACAUCAAGUCCCUGGUAGCCCGACAGCCAGACCUCCGAAAAUUCUAAUAACGGGUGGCCUUGGACAGUUGGGCAUCGAGUGCGCUAAACUGAUGAGAUCGCAAUAUGGAAAUGACAAUGUCAUACUCUCGGACAUUAUUAAGCCCAGUCAGGAGGUUUUAGAUAAUGGCCCAUACAUUUUUGCCGAUAUACUGGACUUUAAGGGUCUCCAGAAGAUUGUUGUGAAUCAUCGCAUUGACUGGCUAAUACACUUCUCGGCCCUGUUGAGUGCGGUGGGUGAGCAGAAUGUGCCUCUGGCCGUGCGAGUUAAUAUCGAAGGCGUUCACAAUGUCAUCGAAUUAGCGAAACAGUAUAAGCUUCGCAUAUUUGUGCCGAGCACAAUUGGGGCAUUCGGUCCGGACAGCCCACGGAAUCCCACGCCAAAUGUUACGAUACAACGCCCUCGUACGAUAUAUGGCGUCUCCAAGGUGCAUGCAGAACUAAUUGGCGAAUACUAUUAUCAUAAGUUUGGCUUGGAUUUUAGAUGCUUACGUUUCCCGGGUGUUAUCUCCAGCGAUCCACCAGGCGGUGGCACCACAGAUUAUGCCGUUGCCAUUUUCCAUGAGGCCCUGCGUAGUGGCAAAUACACUUGUUACCUGCGACCAGAUACGCGCCUGCCCAUGAUGUACAUAGAAGAUUGUUUGCGUGCCCUGUUGGAAUUUAUGCGAGCACCCAGCGAGCAACUGAAGCGUCGCGUUUACAAUGUCACCGCCAUGUCCUUUACGCCCGAGGAGCUGGUGGACAAGCUGAGCAAAUAUGUACCUAACCUGCAUGUGACAUAUAAGCCAGACAGUAGGCAGAGUAUUGCCGAUUCGUGGCCGCAAGUGUUCGAUGAUUCGGAUGCACGUAGCGAUUGGCACUGGCAGCAUAAAUACGAUUUGACCAAUCUGGUCGAUUUUAUGGUCAAGGAUGUGCAAGAAAAUUAUAUUAACGUGGAGAAUGGAGAGCGGCACACGUUGAAGAUUUGAAAACACAAAUUCUAGAGGAGUUAAAAGCCGCGUCUAGUAUUCCCAAACUAUUGGGCCAACUUGGGGUAUUUUCUAGCUCAAGCGCUCGGCAUUUAAAAACAUACCCAUACUAUGAGAUUUAUCGCAUUUAUCUACAAAAUACAGUUACAUUUGCAAAUUACACAUGUACAAUUAGAAACUUUUGAAAAUAUACACACUUCUAGAUAUCAAUUUGA